This is a messenger RNA of Ilex paraguariensis (yerba mate), 1555 nucleotides long. The record is from the annotation of a GenBank genome assembly. NCBI's taxonomy places the organism in Eukaryota, Viridiplantae, Streptophyta, Magnoliopsida, Aquifoliales, Aquifoliaceae.
CUGAAAGCCAGAACAUACCACUCAAGUUGCCUUGCAAACCACGUUUCUUCUCCGCCAAAAACCUCUAUUUAUGGAGUUCUGUUCCUUGUAACACUUUUUUCUUCACACCACCUUUCAGUCUUUCUGUUACAGAAUUCCUUCUUUCCUUCUCGCUGUCUCUUCAUUUUAUCUCGGAGCUUGUAUAACUAUCCCCACCACACCCCUAGUUUUCCUCUCUCAUUAUCCAACAAUCUUGAACAGAUUGGGUCUUUGAUAAGCUAGAUUUCUCUGCUCUUCCUCACAGUAUUAUUGAGAUCUUUUGUGUUUCAUUGAGAAGCUAUAGGACAUGGAAAACGUUUCAGGCCUUGGUAGCGAAGAUGAAAAAAUGGAAUUGCCUCCAGGUUUUCGAUUCCACCCAACAGACGAAGAGCUUAUAACUCAUUAUCUCGGCCAAAAGGUCCUUGACCAGACCUUCUGCCCUAGAGCAAUUGGAGAGGUUGACUUGAAUAAGGUUGAACCUUGGGAUUUGCCAUGGAGGGCGAAAAUGGGUGAAAAAGAGUGGUAUUUCUUCUGUGCUAGAGAUAGGAAGUACCCAACUGGUUCGAGGACAAACAGGGCUACUGAUGCUGGCUAUUGGAAGGCCACAGGGAAAGACAGGGAAAUUUUCAGAGGGAGAAAACUUGUUGGGAUGAAGAAAACUUUGGUUUUCUACAAAGGCAGGGCUCCUAGCGGAGCAAAAACCAAUUGGGUCAUCCAUGAAUUCAGAUUGGAGGGCAAGUCUUCCAUGAAAAACCUUCCUGAGGCAGCUAAGAAUAAAUGGGUGAUUUCCAGAGUAUUUCGAAAGAGUUCAGGAGGGAAGAAGACACAUAUCUCAGGGCUGGUCAGUUUAAGCAGUUAUAGUGAUGAAUUGAGGUCUUCUAAUUUGCCUCCAUUAAUGGAUUUAUCUCCUUAUGAUGGCCAGACAAGUACAGUUGCAGAGUCUUCUCACGUGACCUGCUUCUCCAAUUCAAUGGAAGAUCAGAUACCCCAAGGAGCUAUGGGUCCUUCAUCUUCUUCAAAGACUUCUGAUAUUUCCAAUUCUUCAUUGUUUUUGUCAAAAGGCUCUGCUACAAGCUCAUUCUUUUCCACCCAACUUGAAUUUGAUCCACAUGUAGAAAUUCUGCAAUUUUCGGAUUCAUUUUUGAUGCAAAAUCAGUCAACACCUAGGCUUUUGCUUGAGAACAAUGGGACAAACUUGAAGCAACAUUGCAAAGCAGAGUUCUCACAUGACACUGGCUUGAGUACCGAUCUCUCAUCGGCACUGUCCAACCAUGAAAUGGAUCAGAGGUUUUAUGAAGAUGAACAUUAUCCAAUUACUUCAGCUGGACCAGUGGACCUUGACUGUCUCUGGGAUUUUUGAAUUUGAAGAUAGAGAGUAGCUAGUGAAGAAGCUUAAGAAUGUAGUGAAGAAACCAAGUGUUUAGAACAUGAUCUUCUGGAAAUUGUCAUUGAUAACUCAUAACUGCUGUUUGUGCAUAGAUUUUCUGAACAGAAAAACACGCAGAAGAGGAAAUGGCUUGUAUAAUUUGAAUCAGUU